AUGGCUAAUACUCGAUUUAAAAUUUUUUUCAGAAUUUUGCGUUCUUGCGUUUUGCGUUUUGCGUUUUUUGCGUUUUGCGUUGAUUUUUGGCCUUGCGUUGCGUUUUGCGUUUUUCACGAUUGCCUCUUGCGCCCACCCCUGACCCGCACCCCUUCAAAAAUAUUUUCUAAAAAUAUCCCACUUAACCAACGAGUACAUUUUUGGUUGAAGGCUUUAAAAUUGGGGUCAAAAUUAUUUUUGAUGGUUUUUAAAAUUCAAAAUAAUUUUUUCAAUUAUGUAUAAUUGAGAUUUUAGAGAGAGUAAAUAAGUUUAAAUUUGUGUGGUUGACUUGACACUAUAUUUUGGAUAUUAUUUUUUUGUUUUUUCGUUAAAAAUUAAAUUUUAUUUUAUUUUUGUCAUUUUAGGAAUCAAUGGCACUUUUGUUUUUUUUUGUUUUUUUAUGAUUUUUAAAAAGUGGGAAACGAAAGGGUUCGAACCCGCACCCCUUCAUAAAUAUUUUUUAAAAAUAUCCCACUUAACCAACGAGCACAUUU
Meloidogyne enterolobii is the source of this 533-nucleotide messenger RNA. Lineage: Eukaryota; Metazoa; Nematoda; Chromadorea; Rhabditida; Meloidogynidae. The record is from the annotation of a GenBank genome assembly.